Penicillium salamii is the source of this 546-nucleotide messenger RNA. The record is from the annotation of a GenBank genome assembly. NCBI's taxonomy places the organism in Eukaryota, Fungi, Ascomycota, Eurotiomycetes, Eurotiales, Aspergillaceae.
AUGUCUUAUUACAAUAACCCCCCGCAGAACCAGUACGGUGGCGGCGGCGCUGGCCACUAUGACCAACAAGGCCAAGGCCAUUACCCUCAGCAGGGUCACUCUCCUCAACCUCAACAAGGCUACUAUUCCCCAGAGGGCCAACAAGCUUACGGCCAGCCUCAAUAUGGCCAAGGACCCCCACAUGGCCAGCAAGGCCAGGGCUACGGUCAACCACAGCAUGACCAGUACCAGCACCAGCAGGGUCAGUACCAGCAGGGUCCAGGAUACGGCCAGCCUCCCCAGGACCGUGGCCAUUCACCCUACCCUCCACAGCAGCACCAGGGAGGUGGCGAAAGCUCUUCAUACUACGGCGGUGCGCCAGCACAGCACCAGCAGGGCCCACCUGGCGCCGCAGGGCCAGAGGGUGAGAGGGGACUGGGAUCAACACUGCUCGGUGGGGCUGCUGGCGGCUUCAUGGGCAACAAGAUGGGCCAUGGCUUGCUUGGUACUGCGGGCGGUGCUGUCUUGGGUGCGGUUGGCAUGAACAUGGCGACCAACAAGCUGUAA